Molecule: messenger RNA, 2501 nt
Organism: Eupeodes corollae
Lineage: Eukaryota; Metazoa; Arthropoda; Insecta; Diptera; Syrphidae
Product: putative nuclease HARBI1
Exons: 4
Coding region: 244-1344 (366 amino acids)
Source: RefSeq, a predicted model, not a curated record
ACUAUGUAACUCGAUUCUACUUUUGAUUCUAUUAGAAAAUCAUUUGCGAUUCUACUUUUAAGUGGCACUACCUAUGAAAGUAGAAUCGAAUGCCAGUAAUGCCAAGGAAUUGCUCGAAAAAUUGCGAUUUUCGAACGAGGCUCGAAUUUAUUUGACAUUACAUGAACAAAAAUAAAAAGAGAAAAACUAAUAACUCAAAGCGCGAAAUUUAUUCCAACAUAGUUUUUUAUUUGUUAAUUAAAUAUGGAUAGUGUAGGAAUUUGGUUUGAUGAGGAGUCAAAUGAAAAUGAGGAAAGAGUUCAACAAAUACAAAGGAGAUGGAUACGAGAUAAUUCCAAUAUAUUGGAGCUCAGCGACAAGAGCUUUGUUCAAAAUUACCGCCUGUCUAAGGAUGCAUUUACAUUCAUAUUAAAUAGCAUUUCCACAGAACUAAAUAUUUCCAGAAGACAAACUUCUGUGCCGAAUAUAAUCAAAUUAUCGGCAACAUUGAAAUUUUUGGCGACAGGCGGAUAUCAAAACCAAAUCGGUGGAGAUAGAUUUGCGGGACUAGCACAACAAACAAUGUCGAAAAUAAUGAGUGAAGUUUUAUCUGUUAUAGAAAAGGUUGUUUGUCCGAAGUUCAUAAACUUUAAUAUGACAGAGGAGGAAAAAAGAAAAUCGAAGCGGUACUUUUGGGAUAAAUCGCGAAUACCCGGUGUGAUCGGUGUUGUCGAUGGAACCCACAUCCAGAUCAUUAGGCCGGCAACUAGUGAACAGCUUUUCUUUAACAGAAAACUUAAGCAUAGUAUUAAUGCAAUGGUGAUAUGUGACAAUACUAUGGCAAUAAGGGCAGUUAAUGGACGAUAUGGAGGAGCUUCACACGAUUCUCACAUCUGGGGACUAAGUGCUGAAAGGGCUUUCCUCAAAAGAAACUUUCAAAACGGUGAUCGGUCGUCAUGGAUCUUAGGAGACUCAGGGUAUCCUUUGGAGCCUUGGAUUUUGACACCAUACAGAAUAGCAAGCGAAGGAUCUGCCGAAUCAAAAUUUAAUGAAAAAUUUUCGAUUUCAAGGUCAAUUAUUGAGCGCGUUUUUGGUGUUUUAAAAGCAAGGUUCAGAUGUCUUUUGGCGGCAAGAGAACUUCACUAUACACCGGAGAAGGUCACUCAGAUUAUGAAUGUUUGUUGCGCUCUUCAUAACAUCUGUGUAAAAUAUAAAGUUGCGUUACCUGAUUCAAAUCAAGAUCUGGUUUUGGAAGAUGUUAGUGAUCAUUUCAGCUCAGAUCAACAUUAUGUAGAAAACGAAGAAUAUAUCAAUAUAGCAAAAAGGAUUCGAAAUAAUAUAAGAAACGAUUUAUUUAAUUCAUAAAUAUUUUACUUUUAUUAAAUCAAUCAACUUAAAAAUAAGUAAACAUCAAUUCACUAUUUCAACAAAAACAAACAUAAAUAAGGAAUUUCACUUUAAAAGAUAUCACAAAAAUAAAUAAAAUACUUCAUUUUCAAAAAAAAAAACUUGUUUUUGUUACUAUAAAAAGUCUACAAGUUAACAGUCUUCAAUGUUAAAAGUUUGCUGUUGCUUAAGUUUUAAAAUUUCUUUUUUUAGUUCUAACUUCAAUACCAAAUUUUUGUUUUUUUCUAUUGCACACAAUUUUUUGAACUCAAACUUUUCUUUUGCAAAUUUUUGUUUAUCUUUUUUUAGUGUGUACUUUUUUUCAUUAAGUUCAUAGUUUCUUUUCUUAUAUUUCACAAUACUUUUUAAGUUAUCAUUAACUUCCCUCAUAGCCAUAAACAUAUUGUUCUGAUAUUCGAUUUGAUGGCUUAUUUGAUUUUCAAGUAAUGCAUUUUGUCGCUUUUUUGGUGUAAUUCUUUGUCUUGGUAUAUUUUCUUUUUCAGCCCUCUGAGUAUUCAGACUUGUUUCAAAGUCGACGGUAGUAUCAAAUAUACAUUCUUCAUCAGCAUUUUCAAUGCCCACCACGGAUGCUCCUACACUUUCUGUAUAGUCUUCGAGCUGGCUAUUUGAAUUUGUUUCAUGUGCAACACCGAAGCAUAGAGACCUUUGCAUCCCAUCAACUGCUUGAUUUAAAUCUAGCAACUCAAUUACUUUCUCUUCUAAAGCAUUCAAAGAAUAAUAUUUAGGUGGACCACCUCCAGUUGCGGAUAUAUUUAUUCUGUUUUUUCGUAACUUAGCUUUCGUAUGAACUUUAAAAUCAGCCCAAACCUAAAAAGGUACAUAGCUUUAAAAAAAGUGGUCAAUGGUGGAACUUAGUUUACCUUUUUCCAACCGACAACAUCACGCUGCGGAGGACCUUCAGCAUUCAAAUUUGCAGAUAAAUUUAGCCACAACUGUUUGGACUUUUGUCUUGCCUCGGGAGAUUUUAAAUAUCCUUUAGCCAAAUCUGAAUGGCUAGUCAUGAAUUGCACCAUUAGUUCAAAUUGUGAUGUCUUCGUGUUCGGAUUUUUUGAUGAUUCCCUAUACAAAACACAUGCACAUACAAUAAUAAUGAAAUAAAAUCAAUAAAUUAUUAA